GAUUUUUUUUACAAUCUCAACUUUUGCUGUAAGAAAAGUAGAAACUCAGAACCAACACCAACUCUCCACAGUUACAAACCAAAAACCAAUCACAAGCACCCAAAAAUAAACCACCAUCAAAAGAAGAAAAACAAACAAACAAACAUGGAAGACCCAAACAGAGCCGAAGCCGAACGCUUACUCGGAAUCUCCGAGAAGCUCCUCCAAACCCGAGAUCUCACCGGUUCGCGCGACUUCGCGAUCUUAGCCCAAGAAACCGAGCCGCUCUUGGACGGCUCAGAUCAGAUCUUGGCCGUCACCGACGUCCUCUUGGCCGCCGAGAAACGCAUGAACAACCACCACGACUGGUACUCGAUUCUCCAGCUCGAUCGCCGAUCGGACGAUCAGGAACUCAUCAAGAAACAGUACCGCAGGCUCGCGCUGCUCCUCCACCCGGACAAGAACAAGUUCCCUCUCGCAGAUCAAGCUUUCAAGCUCGUCGCCGACGCUUGGGCAGUCCUAAACGACACGGCGAAGAAAGCCCUAUACGACAACGAGCUCACCCUGUUUUCGAAAGUCGAUCUCACCUCGGUUUUGCAGGCGAAAUUGCCGGUUCGCCGCAACAUGAGGCCGAGUCCGAGUACUACUACAGGUAACAACAACAGCAAUAUCACUAGUAGUAGCAGUAAAAAGGAUCAGAGGCACGGUAAUAAUAGCAGUAGUAGUAAUAAUAAUAAUAACAGUAGUGGUAAUUUUCACCAGGAAGAUCAACGGUUGAGGAUGUCGAGUUUCUGGACCAUGUGUCCGUACUGUUACAAUCUGUUUGAGUAUCCUAGGGUUUACGAAGGUUGUUGUUUGAGGUGUCAGAAUUGUCAGAGGGCUUUUCAUGCGGCGGUUAUUCCGUCUUUGCCGCCGGUUGUUCCGGGCCAAGAUGCUUACUAUUGUUGUUGGGGUUUUUUCCCUAUGGGGUUUGUGGUUGGAAAUUCGGAUCAGAAUAAUAGUAAUAGUAAUCAUAAUAAUAGUAAUACUAAUGCAACGAAGACUCCGCCGAGUGCGGCGGCGGCGGCGGCGGCGGCGGCCCCAACUAGUGGGGCCACAACGUUCCCGAAUUGGAUGCCGCAGCCGCAAGAAAGCGGGAGAAAUGGCAGCGCGGUGGUGGCUGCGGCGGCCGCGGGGGAGACGAGAAAUGCUGUGAUUGUGAAUUUGAAUGGGAAUAAUAAUAAUAAUAAUAAUUUGGGGAUGAGGGUGCCGAAGAAGAGAGGAAGGCCGCGGAAGUAUUCGGUGCAAUCUUGAUGAUUGGUGUUGCUGGGUGGCGAUUUGGAUGAAGAAUGAAGAUGCUCUCGGAAUUGGGGAAACUUAAAGAGUGAUGUUGUUACUUGUUAGCAUAAACAAAUUCUUUACAUAACGGGUAAAUAGCACAAUAUAUAUGCAUGUCAAUCAUGCGAGGUGAAAGAGGAAGUGAGACUGAGGAACACAGCUUCACUCCGUUGGUUGCUGUGCUUUGAUCGGCUAUGGUGGAAAAGAAAUGAGCUACUCCAUGCCAUUAACACCCAUUUUCUGGUGCUAGUUAAACAAAUAGACAACAGAUAUAGCAUCUUUAGGAAGUGGAGUGUAUUGGAAUCCAAUCCUCCCCCAGUUGUAGAAAGUAACUUUUGACACGGCACUUAGGUACAAUACAUUGUAAUUGGCUGUAGUUUGUAAAGACUCUACAGGUGCAAUCUGCUAGGUAUGGACUGGAUCAAAGGUGAAAGGAUCCACGCAUAAGCUAAAGCAAAAACGGGAUAAGAUCUCAUCCUAUUCCUUAUUAUUUUU
Quercus robur (English oak) is the source of this 1791-nucleotide messenger RNA. RefSeq names its product chaperone protein dnaJ 49. Lineage: Eukaryota; Viridiplantae; Streptophyta; Magnoliopsida; Fagales; Fagaceae. The coding region runs from base 145 to 1272 and encodes 375 amino acids. The record is from RefSeq and is a predicted model, not a curated record. The transcript has 2 exons.